UGUCCUUACUCAGGAAGCAGACUGCUGAUUUUGGUGCUUUGCUUGAACAUCCCAUCAGAAGUGGAGUCCUGCCCCGGGGCGUGCGUAUGCUACAGUGAACCCAAGAUCACCAUCAGCUGCCAGCAGCAGGGGCUGACAGCCAUCCCCACGGAGAUCCCCAUCCAGAGCCAGCGCAUCUUCCUGCACAACAACCGCAUCACCCUGGUGAGGGCCACCAGCUUCACCUCCUGCCGCAACAUGACCAUCCUGUGGAUCCACUCCAACAACAUCAGCCUCAUCGAGCCCGGGGCCUUCUACGGGCUCACCAAGCUGGAGGAGCUGGACCUCAGCGACAACACGAACCUGAAAUCCAUCAACCCUGUCACCUUCCGGGGGCUUGUGCACCUCCACACCCUCCACCUGGAUCGCUGUGGGCUCCUGGAGCUCUCCACGGGGCUUUUCCGAGGGUUGUUCUCCUUGCAGUACCUCUACCUUCAGGAUAAUAACCUCCAGAUCCUGCUGGACGACACCUUCAUCGACCUGGCCAACCUCACGUACCUGUUUUUGCACGGGAACAAGAUCAAGAGCCUGUCGGAGAACGUCUUCCGUGGGCUGAUCAACCUGGACCGGCUGCUGCUACACCAGAACAGGGUGAGCCUGGUGCACCGGCGCGCCUUCCACGACCUGGGGAAGGUGAUGACCUUGUACCUGUUCAACAACAACCUGACCGUGCUCACAGGGGACACCAUGGCCCCCCUGGUGUCCCUGCAGUACCUGCGCCUCAACGGCAACCAGUGGAUCUGCGACUGCCAGGCCCGCUCGCUCUGGAAUUGGUUUAAGCAGUUCAAGGGCUCCUCCUCGGAGCUGGAGUGCCACCUGCCCCCUCGCCUGGCGGGGCGGGACCUGAAGCGGCUGCAGAGCUCGGAGCUGGACAGCUGUGUGGACUCCUUCAACCAGAUCCGCACCAGCGUCUUCAGCACCAAAACCAGGUCGGGCAAGCUCCCGACGGGGCUGCCCCCGCUGGGCUCCCACGACGGCUCCUCCAAGUGCUGCCAGCCAGAGAUGGACAAGUCCUUCAUUUACGAGGCCAAGGGCAAGGCAGGGCCCUCCUCCCACAGCAGCCGCUCAUCCAACAACCACCUCAAGGAGAAGGAGAACAUGUCCAGGCCCAAGUACAUGGAGACGGACCGUUCCAAAAAUGGCAGCAACAAGCAGAUAAACGAUUCCCCCUUUGGGACCUUCCCCAGCAUUGUAGACCCUCCUUUGACCAAGUUGAGACCCGAAUUUCUAGAGCCCAUUGAACCUUCCACAGUCCCAACCAAAAAGAGGCAGGGCUGCUCUAAAAAGAACAGAUCAAAGGCCCAGUGCCGCCUCACCCAGCAGGGGAACAGCUCCACGUUACAGCUCAGCCUAAGCCUUUUGAUCCCCCCCUUGGUGUGGAGCUUACUGUUAUUCUGCUAAAAUUAACUCUUUUCCUGGGUUGAUGACACUUUAAUACUUGACUUUUGCUGACCUCCAUAAAUGUUGCAAACAAAAGCAGGACUCCCAUCCACCCUGAGAAAGCUUUGUUACACAAAACUUAACUGGAUGCCUUUAUUAAAACAAACAAACAAACAAAAACAAAACAAAACAAAAAAGACAAACACUGAGAUGUACAUAAUUUAUUUGUCCUGAAACCUGUGAAUUAUACCUUUGGUCUUCGGAACUGCACUUGCCCACAAAGCAGCUUUUGCUACAGCAGAUGGUAAAGAAAUGUGGUUUAUUUACAGGAAAAAAAAAAAAAAAAGAAGUGUAAGAAAUGCUCUGAAAAGAAUGUCUAAAGUCUGUUUGUAACUCACCAUCUCACUGAACAAUGUUGCAGGUUCCCAUUUGCAGAGGUAAUGGAUUUGAUGCUGUUUUAAUCCUAUGUUGAUGACUCUUGCAGUUUUUCCAUCUCCAUUCCAUCCUUCACACCACGUUUACGGGCAGCAUUUGUUAAAGAAUGCUGCCUGCCCCUUCACAAGAUUGCAGUAUAUAUAGAUAUGCAUUUUAUUUUACUUGUGUACAAGUAUACAAAAAAAACCUAUAAAAUAAAGAUUUCUUUUUCCUAA
Zonotrichia albicollis (white-throated sparrow) is the source of this 2069-nucleotide messenger RNA. Lineage: Eukaryota; Metazoa; Chordata; Aves; Passeriformes; Passerellidae. The record is from RefSeq and is a predicted model, not a curated record.